This is a messenger RNA of Malurus melanocephalus (red-backed fairy wren), 741 nucleotides long. It is a transcript of the gene BARX1, whose product is annotated as BARX homeobox 1. Lineage: Eukaryota; Metazoa; Chordata; Aves; Passeriformes; Maluridae. The transcript is spliced from 4 exons. Gene Ontology annotation, biological process: regulation of transcription by RNA polymerase II. Gene Ontology annotation, molecular function: RNA polymerase II transcription regulatory region sequence-specific DNA binding; DNA-binding transcription factor activity, RNA polymerase II-specific. The coding region runs from base 1 to 741 and encodes 246 amino acids. The record is from RefSeq and is a predicted model, not a curated record. Gene Ontology annotation, cellular component: nucleus.
AUGCAGCACCCGCUGGAAUUGGGCGCCGCUCGCUACUUCCCGGCCGAAGCGUUCCCCGACCACCGCUCCCACCGCUAUCGCAGUUUCAUGAUCGAGGAGAUCCUCACCGACCCCCCGGACGCCAAGGGGGCCGCACCGGCCGGGGAGCUGCUGAAGUUCGGGGUGCAGGCGCUGCUCUCCGCCCGGCCCUACCACAACCACCUCGCGGUGCUGAAGGCGGAGCCGGCCGCCGUGUUCAAGUUCCCGCUGGCUCCCCUGGGCUGCUCGGGGCUGGGCUCGGCGCUGCUGGCCGCCGGCUCAGGGCUGCAGGGCGGCUCCGCCUCGUCCCAUCUCCCGCUGGAGCUGCACCUCCGCGGGAAGCUGGAGCCGGGGCCCCCGGAGCCGGGCAAGGCCAAGAAGGGUCGCCGCAGCCGCACCGUCUUCACCGAGCUGCAGCUCAUGGGGCUGGAGAAGCGCUUCGAGAAGCAGAAAUACCUCUCCACACCCGACAGAAUAGACCUGGCCGAAUCACUGGGGCUCAGCCAGCUCCAGGUGAAAACCUGGUACCAGAACAGGCGCAUGAAAUGGAAGAAAAUAGUGUUGCAGGGGGGCGGCCUGGAGUCCCCCACCAAGCCCAAGGGCCGCCCGAAGAAGAACUCGAUCCCCAGCAGCGAGCAGCUCUCGGAGCAGGAGCGCGCCCGGGACGCCGAGAAGCCGCCCGAGAGCCUGGGCUCCCAGGCCGAGGUCAGCCAGGAGGAGUGA